UCCUCCGACGCCCCUGGCGGCCACUUUUCCCGCCUCUGUCUGGGCUGCGCAGCGGAGAUUGGUGACAGUUGAGGAUGGCCGGAGCUGAGAGCCCCGCCGGCUGCCAGGCAGAGCUGGAGCCCGUGGUGUCGCUGGUGGACGUGCUCGAGGAGGACGAGGAGCUGGAGAAUGAGGCGUGCGCCGUAUUGGGCGGCAGCGACUCGGAGAAGUGCUCCUACUCGCAGGGCUCGGUGAAGAGACAAGCGCUGUACGCCUGUAGUACCUGCACACCAGAGGGAGAAGAACCAGCAGGGAUUUGUCUAGCUUGCAGUUAUGAAUGCCAUGGCAGUCAUAAACUAUUUGAGCUAUACACAAAAAGGAAUUUUCGCUGUGAUUGUGGAAACAGCAAGUUUAAAAAUUUGGAAUGCAAAUUGUUUCCUGACAAAUCAAAAGUAAAUUCUUGCAAUAAGUACAAUGACAACUUUUUUGGAUUAUACUGCAUUUGUAAGAGACCUUAUCCUGACCCUGAAGAUGAGGUUCCAGAUGAGAUGAUUCAGUGUGUGGUCUGUGAAGACUGGUUCCAUGGCAGGCAUCUUGGUGCCAUUCCCCCUGAGAGUGGGGAUUUCCAAGAGAUGGUGUGCCAGGCUUGUAUGAAGCGCUGUUCUUUCCUGUGGGCGUAUGCUGCUCAGUUGGCAGUCAACAGGGUAUCUGCUGAAGAUGGCGGGCCGCUGCUGAAUGUUGAUGGAAUGGCUGAUCAAGAUGUUGUCAAGCCUGAAAAUGGAGGCCAUGAAGACAACACCUUGAAAGAGAAUGUUCCAGAACAUGGAAGGAAUGCUGGCAAGGAAGUUAAAGUUGAGCAGAAUAAUGAACCAUGUACCAGCUCUAGUUCUGAGUCUUCCCUCCAGACAGUGUUUAAGAAUGAAACCACCAAAACUGAGCUGCAGUCUGGCUGCAGACUUCAGGAACUCCAGGCCAAGCAGUUUGUAAAGAAAGAUGCUGCCACCUAUUGGCCCUUGAACUGGCGCAGCAGGCUGUGCAUCUGCCAAGACUGUAUGAAAAUGUAUGGAGAACUAGACGUCCUGUUCCUGACAGAUGAAUGUGAUACAGUUUUGGCGUAUGAGAACAAAGGCAAGAGUGACCAGGCAGCUGAUAGACGCGACCCUUUAAUGGACACCCUUAGCAGCAUGAACAGAGUCCAGCAAGUGGAGCUCAUUUGUGAAUACAAUGACUUGAAGACUGAACUGAAAGACUACCUGAAGAGAUUUGCUGAUGAAGGCACGGUUGUUAAGAGAGAAGAUAUCCAGCAGUUCUUUGAAGAAUUUCAGUCAAAAAAGAGGAGGCGAGUGGAUGGCCUGCAGUAUUACUGCAGCUAGAGUGGAGGGCCGUGCUUCCUCAUGCAGCGUCACGAAAAUGCCACUGUUCCGGAAUAAAGAGACCCGUGUCACACCUGAUUCCCUUCCCAUCCUCCUGUG
Molecule: messenger RNA, 1451 nt
Organism: Acomys russatus (golden spiny mouse)
Lineage: Eukaryota; Metazoa; Chordata; Mammalia; Rodentia; Muridae
Gene: Ubr7
Product: ubiquitin protein ligase E3 component n-recognin 7
Exons: 11
Coding region: 75-1352 (425 amino acids)
Cellular component (GO): cytoplasm
Molecular function (GO): ubiquitin protein ligase activity; zinc ion binding
Source: RefSeq, a predicted model, not a curated record